Molecule: messenger RNA, 1250 nt
Organism: Chenopodium quinoa (quinoa)
Lineage: Eukaryota; Viridiplantae; Streptophyta; Magnoliopsida; Caryophyllales; Amaranthaceae
Product: eukaryotic translation initiation factor 6-2
Exons: 8
Coding region: 240-977 (245 amino acids)
Biological process (GO): maturation of 5.8S rRNA; ribosomal subunit export from nucleus; assembly of large subunit precursor of preribosome
Cellular component (GO): cytosol; preribosome, large subunit precursor; nucleolus
Molecular function (GO): ribosomal large subunit binding
Source: RefSeq, a predicted model, not a curated record
AAAAAAAAAAAAAAAGGCGAAAAGGCGGCAUUUAUAAAGCGGCUACAAACUCUACCAAUUUAACCCUUCCAUAAACAUUUGGCAUUCAACUCCUGCAAAUUUCCCCGAUUUCACCUUUCUCCGCCGCGCGCCGCCCCAUCUCUCUCUCUUCCCACACCGUCUCCUCUGUUUCUCCUUCGCCUUCUUCUCUUUCUGUUUUUGCCUUUGCGCUUUCUUGUGUUUAUUCCAAUCGUCUAAUCAUGGCUACCAGGCUUCAAUUUGAGAACAAUUGUGAAGUGGGUGUGUUCUCUAAGUUGACUAAUGCAUAUUGUUUGGUCGCAAUCGGCGGGUCUGAGAACUUUUACAGUACAUUUGAAUCCGAGUUGGCGGAUUAUAUUCCCGUUGUAAAGACCUCUAUUGGUGGGACUAGGAUUAUUGGCCGAAUGUGUGCGGGAAACAAAAACGGGCUUCUUGUGCCUCACUCGACUACUGACCAGGAACUCCAGCACUUAAGGAACAGUCUUCCUGAUUCAGUAGUUGUUCAACGCAUUGAAGAAAAGCUAUCUGCUCUAGGAAAUUGCAUAGCAUGCAAUGAUUAUGUUGCUCUCACCCACACUGAUCUUGAUAAGGAAACCGAGGAGAUAAUUGCAGAUGUUCUUGGUGUCGAGGUUUUCAGGCAAACAAUUGCUGGAAACAUUCUUGUGGGAAGUUAUUGUGCUUUCUCUAACAAAGGUGGUUUGGUCCAUCCUCACACCUCAAUUCAAGAUUUGGAUGAGCUAUCUACACUACUUCAGGUUCCCCUGGUGGCUGGAACAGUUAACCGAGGAAGCGAAGUAAUUGCUGCUGGUUUGACGGUGAAUGACUGGACAGCAUUCUGUGGUUCCGACACAACUGCUACAGAACUUUCAGUGAUUGAGAGUGUUUUCAAAUUGAGGGAAGCCCAACCUAGUGCCAUUGUCGAUGAGAUGAGGAAGUCUCUAAUCGACAGCUAUGUCUGAAUUCUGCCCAUGUUACUGGUGACUUAAACACCAUAUUGUGUCCUCAAAGUUAUCUUAAAAUUAUCAGAUGUCGAACUCUAUAGGCAGUCUUGCUCCAAAUUUUUGGAAUUCUGGCUGCGAUGGAAUGAACUAUUGAACCGGAAAGGUGUAUUUGUAGAUACUUUGUGCAAUCUGCAAAAUCAUGAAAAGGCUCAAAUGUGAUUUUAUAAUAGUUUGAAUAGAAUAUUUAGUUAUGUUAUUCAUGUUUGGCAAGCAAAACUUUUUUUUCCAACA